AUGAGGCUUGUCAGGUUCUUGAUGAAGCUGAGCAAUGAGAGCGUUGUCGUCGAGCUGAAGAACAGCACAGUGGUGCAGGGGACCAUCACAGGUGUCGACAUGUCAAUGAAUGUGCACAUGAAGAACAUCAAGUUCACGGUCAAGGGAAAACCCCCAGUGUCCAUGGACCAUCUGACAAUCAGGGGCAACAAUGUGCGGUAUGUCAUUCUUCCAGAUAGCAUUCCUUUGGACACCUUGCUUGUGGAUGAUGCCAAGCGCUUGCCGAAGGCCCUGCGCGCCCUGCGCUCCCUGCGCUUUCUGCCGCUGGAUGGCUCCCGAGCUUCCCUGGCGGCAGCCAAGAGUGGCCUUCAUGGUGCCCGCCAGGUGAUGCUGGAAACUUGCGAAGAACGACUUGCACUCAGCAAGCAGCUUUCGCAGAAGCUGGAGGAUGCGAAGACAGACGGGGAUGAUCCUGAAGCGCUUUCCCACACGGAUGCUAUUGCUUUCGUCCACGGUGGUCUGCGCAGUCUGGACAUGCGCGCGCUGGCAGUCUUGGCAGAGGAGGCCGGGGCACAGGUCUAUUGCAUCGACAGGCCAUACAGGGAGACACAGAACCGCGUGGCUAAGAGACUGCUGCUACAUCCCAGAGAGCUGCUGGCUUUCGCACGCUAUGCUGCUGCAGCGCUGGCUUCAAGUGCCCGGGGUUUGACGAACGAGGGCCGUGCUGCAGAUGCUGCGGGUGCAGUCCAUGUUCCUCAGCAGGCGCAAGUCACUGAGUCUUGUCCUGCAGCGGUCACCGAGAUCCUUGGAACUGAGCGUGAGCAGCACAUGGCAAGGGAGGCUCUGAGGCUCCACGUCCCUGGCGCGGAGGCGGUGCUGAUUUGCAACAAGUGCAGGCUGCCUGCGAUUCAAAAGUUGCUGGAGAAGGGGGUUGAGAAUGCCGCUGAUGCUGCUGUUUGGAGGAUAUGGCCGUUCUUGCUGAUCCUGAUGUAUGUUGUGGUGCCUGGCUACGGCACCAUCUUCAUCUUCUGGCGGAUCGCAAAAGGCUUGGCCGACGUGUCAAGGCAGCGGUUUGCGCACGAAGACCAGGAAGAGGUUGAAGCAAAGAGCACGUGA
This is a messenger RNA of Effrenium voratum, 1095 nucleotides long. Lineage: Eukaryota; Dinophyceae; Suessiales; Symbiodiniaceae. The record is from the annotation of a GenBank genome assembly.